Patiria miniata (bat star) is the source of this 2465-nucleotide messenger RNA. Its product is annotated as 17-beta-hydroxysteroid dehydrogenase 14-like. The transcript is spliced from 9 exons. Gene Ontology annotation, molecular function: estradiol 17-beta-dehydrogenase [NAD(P)+] activity. Lineage: Eukaryota; Metazoa; Echinodermata; Asteroidea; Valvatida; Asterinidae. Bases 293 to 1129 code for a protein of 278 amino acids. Gene Ontology annotation, biological process: steroid catabolic process. Gene Ontology annotation, cellular component: cytosol. The record is from RefSeq and is a predicted model, not a curated record.
CUGUCAACAGUUCACGAUUUCACGAAAUUAUCGGAAGUUAAGUUGAAGUAAUCAUUUGCAGAUAAGGAUCACGAGCGACUGAAACUUGUGACCGAUGAACCUUUGACCCAUUAAUACUAUAUCAUAGUAUGCAGGCCCGUGAUUGUUGUUCUACGGACCGGGUUUGAAACUUUGAGCCCAUCAUAUAGGGGCGGUUGCAUGCUCCGCCACCCACUGCACUGCGGUCCUUGCACGGUACGGUCAGUGACGGUGUAUCAAUCUUUUUGCAGUACUUUUUGCUCUCGCCCUCAAGAUGGCCAGUACAUGUACAUCAUGUACUCAUUUGAGAUACAAGGACAAGGUUGCCUUGGUUACUGGUGGAUCUAAAGGAAUUGGCGAAGGAGUUGUGCGGGAAUUUGUCAAGGCAGGAGCAAAAGUUGCAUUUUGUGCAAGAGGGGUGGAGGUUGGCAAAGCUCUGGAGGAUGAAGUCAACAAGGCUGGGCCAGGAGAAUGUUUCUUCAUUAAGUGCGAUGUCGAAAAUGAAGAGGAGAUUAAGAGAACUGUAGAGCAGACAGUGGAAAAAUAUAAAAGACUAGAUUGUCUGGUCAACAAUGCUGGAUGGCACCCCCCUGAGGAGUCCAUCGAUGACAUCACAGUGGAACAUUUCAAGUGGCUCAUCAACUUCAAUCUCGUCAGCUAUUUCUCCUUUAGCAAGUAUGCACUGCCCCAUCUCCGAAAGAACAAAGGCAACAUCAUCAAUAUGUCCAGUCUAGUAGCUAAGAUUGGGCAGAAGAGUGCUGUGCCGUACGUAACAACAAAGGGAGGUAUUGAUGCAAUGACGAGGGCUAUGGCUGUCGAUGAAGCCAAGUACGAAGUUCGUGUCAACAGCGUCUCCCCUGGCAAUGUUUGGACACCCCUGUGGGAAGGUUUGGCAAAUGCCUCUCCCAACCCUGAGGCAAUGAGGACAGGUGGAGCUGAGGCACAGCUGAUUGGUCGGUUUGGCACGCUGGAGGAAUCAGGCAAGCUGUGCUUAUUCAUUGCUGCCGACGCCACCUUCUGCACUGGCAACGACUAUUUGCUGUCGGGAGGGGCGGAGCUAAACUACGGGUGCAAGACCCAAAUGAAGGAACGCAGCAAUAUCUAUGAGUAAAUUGUCCUUGGGGCCAUGCAGUUCCAUGGAGAUAUUAAGUUGUUUUCUCUGAAUAAAUUUUCCCACCCAAAAACAACCAAUUUGCUUUUUCCUUUUUGAGGCUUCCGAAAAUAAAGGUUCUUGUAAAUUUGGGCCGCUUUUAUCAUUUGGUGUCUCAUUCAAAAUUUGUAUUGCUUGACGUACAAAAUAGCAAUUUUGAAAGUAAGGAAUCUAUUUUUUUAGGAUGAAGCUCGAAUAGAGCAGGGAAUGCAACUUUAACCACACAAAUUUGAUAACAGAGAAAUUAUUUGCAGAGCUAAUACGGGGCACCAACCAAAGUUUCGUGCAAUUUGACCCCGAUACCCAGAACCUAAUCCAAAGAUAUUCACAAAAUCUCGGUUUAAUUUUAAGCUUUGGCUUCAGACUCGUGUUUCAUGGUUUCCCUACGGGGACUGUAGCUAAAUGUGACUCGGUCCAUUUUAUGCUUCAAUAUCACUUGCUUCCAAGUGAUUGUGAAGGCACAGAUGGAGCCAAAGCCAAAAGUGAAGCCAGUGAUUCGGAAAUUGCACCACUUGUUGGUGGGGUUGGGUUGAGGUCUAGUAAAUUUUGGGGCAGCACUGAAAUUUUACUUUGUUAGGAAGACCCCACUGAUUGUUUUUAAUAAGUGCAAAUUGUGUAAUGUAUGAAAAAUUAAUCUAUAAACUAUUUUAAAAUGUCAGUACUUUUAACAAACUUAAUUGAUUCUUUCCAAACAUUGCCAAAAGAGAUAUAUCUUAAGAAAUAAUUUCUGUGUAAAAGUUAGUAGUAAAGCCUGUAUCAAUGUGCCUUCCAUUUCGUAAACACAGGAUUAUUAUGAAAAACUGUUAUAAUUUAGCUUGAAUUUAUCAAUUUGUAACUUCUGUAUCAAUUUCAAUUUUUCAAAUAAAUCUCGUAUCAGUUUCAGUUUGAAUUGGAGUAGAGUGAAUAUUGCUUGGUACUUUUGUCUAAGGAUAAAAAAUAUUUCUUAAGCCAGUUCACGUCUGGACUAUUUGAACAAGAACAGAAUGAGGCGUGGGAUUAUUUUUCACUGGACCUCAACAGAUGGAAGCCAUCACCCUCGGGCAGCGCACUCAUUCAAAUUUCCGGCCUCGCUCCCUGCGAGAGGGUCGCUGACAGAUAUUGCUGGCCUCGCUCCCUGCGUGUUUAUCUGUCAUCCGUUCCGAAUACUGCAAAACCUUAAUGAAUAAACACGUCAUGUGGCGCGAACUGGUUAAAUGUUAGCAUUUAUUCCAAUAUGUAAAAUUUUGAAUGAACUUUACAUUCAGUGUAAAAGUGUAGUUUAGGACACCUCCAUUUUUUACUAGUUCCAUUGGAAAAA